UCACCUCUCUGUCCUUGCACCCCUCGCAACCUCAUACACACAACCGCCACAAUGUCGACCAACGCAAGAUUCGAUCCCAACUUCACCCCCUAUGUCGUCAAUGCCAUGGGACCCAACACACCCGAGCGUGCUCGUGUCAUCUUGGGUUCUCUGAUCAAGCACAUUCACGACUUCACCCGUGAGGUCGAACUUACCCCCGCCGAGUGGAUGAUGGGUGUCGACUUUAUCAACUCGAUUGGUCAAAUCAGCACUCCUAUCCGUAACGAGGGUCACCGCAUCUGCGAUGUUAUUGGUCUCGAAUCCCUCGUCGAUGAGAUUGCCAACCGUAUCGUCACCGAGCAGGGCAUGUCUCCCACCUCCAACGUCAUCCUCGGUUCCUUCUGGUCGCCCAACGCUCCUUUCCGUGAGCUCGGCGACAGCAUCAUUCAAGACCACAAGGAGGGCGGCAGAAUCACAUACAUGCACGGUGUCCUCAAGGACAUGGAGACUGGCGCUCCCAUCGAGGGUGCCGUUCUCGACAUCUGGCAAGCUUCUUCCAAUGGCCAGUACGACUUCCAGGACCCCGAGCAGACCGAGAACAACCUCCGUGGCAAGUUCAAGUCCGACAAGGAUGGCAAGUUCAACUGGUACUGCUACCACCCCACUCCCUACUCUCUUCCUACCGAUGGCCCCGCUGGUGUCCUCCUCAAGCUCAUGGACCGCUCUCCCAUGCGUCCCGCUCACAUCCACUUGAUGAUCACCCACCCCGAGUACGCCACCGUCAUCAACCAGAUCUACCCCAGCGACGACCCUCAUCUCGACAUUGACUCCGUCUUUGCCGUCAAGGAUGACCUUGUUGUCGAGUUCAAGCCCAGAAAGGACGACCCCAAGGCUCAGCUCGACCUUGAGUACAACGUCACCUUGGCUCUCAAGAAGCACCACCCCAACCCCAACUCUGCUCCUCCCUCUUCUUCCUUUGAGCGUUCGAUGGGCGGUGCCAAGAAGCCCAUCAACCCCAACAACCCCCCUGCCAACCUGUAA
Messenger RNA from Aureobasidium uvarum, 1020 nucleotides. Lineage: Eukaryota; Fungi; Ascomycota; Dothideomycetes; Dothideales; Saccotheciaceae. The record is from the annotation of a GenBank genome assembly.